AUGCUGUUAAUUUGGUGGUUGGAGAAGCAAUCGGCAACUAUAAGGUCACGAGUCGACUUGGAGCAGGUAAUAAAAACAACUCUUUUUAAUUAUUUUCACAUUCCCCCUUCAUUUCUAGGUGGGUGUGGUGUUGUCUAUCGAGUAGUCUCAAAAGAAGGAAAGGAUUAUGCAAUGAAAGUCGAACGUACCAACAUAGACAGAUCUGAUCAGCUUCUCCCUCUCGAGGCACACAUCCUCAAACGCUUGCAGUUUUCUCCUUACGCUGCCCAAUUUCAACAAUAUGGGAGUUGUCAAACAAAGGAAGGCGGAUUUCGUGUCCUCAUAAUGGGACUUCUAGGCCCUUCAUUGAACGAAUUACAAAAGCAACAACUCAACGGACGAUUCUCAAUCGGCACGAUCCUGAAGAUUGGAAUACAGGCAGUCCGGGCUGUUGCUUUUAUGCAUUCCACAUAUUUUGUGCACCGCGAUAUAAAGCCAAGCAAUUUUGCAAUUGAUGAAGUUAACCACAAACGGUUGUAUCUCUUUGACUUUGGACUUGCAAGAUCAAUAAAAACUCGAGGAGAAAUGAGUUUACGCAGGCCUAGACCAGACGUUCCUUUUCGGGGUACCCCAGCUUAUUGUAGCCUAAACGCGCAUAAAAGAAAUGAGCACGGGAGACACGAUGAUUUAUGGUCGAUUCUCUAUAUGUUGGUGGAAUUAGCUAUAGCGCGCCUUCCAUGGCAGGGCAAGACUCGAAUUCUAACAAAGAUACUUAAAGAACAAUUAAUGGAUUCUCAUUAUAUGUUUGGAUGCCCAAUCGCGUUUUCAACAAUUUUGAUUUAUUUACGCUCGUUGGAUUACUAUAGACGGCCUGAUUAUGUUGGAAUUGAGCACGCAUUUUUUGAAAUGCUGAGAGCACGCAGAUUAAAUUGGGGUAUUCAAAUGGAUUGGGAGAAUCAACGACCUAAACAAUAUAUGGGAGUCAGCGUACCUAAUACCUCAAAUAGCAGCAAUAGAUAAAGAAGACGUAGAUAAAAUUAAUGUGAUAAUUGUUCUGUUUGAUUACAUAAAUUAAUUUGUUGUUUAAAAAUAAAUAAGUUGUUGUUGAUAAUUUGUUAAGAAUAAAAGAUUUUUUAUUUGUUUGAUGAAAAAAGUCCGAACCGAACCCAAAGAAGGAAUUAUUGAAAAAUCUAAGGUCCAGAUU
This is a messenger RNA of Meloidogyne enterolobii, 1183 nucleotides long. Lineage: Eukaryota; Metazoa; Nematoda; Chromadorea; Rhabditida; Meloidogynidae. The record is from the annotation of a GenBank genome assembly.